UGAGGGAAACCCCCGGCUGCCGUCUCGCUGCCCUCCCACCGCCUCUCCCGCCGCUUGUCCCCACCCGCGGCCCGGCAGGGCCAUGGUUUCUCCAGGAAGCGCUGGAGCAUCCGCCGGCGCCGGUGCCACUUCCUCCCUUCCGUGUCUGCUCCGUACUCGGUCCCCGCAGCCGCCGCUGAGUGUCCAAAAGUCGACAUGUCUAGCAAAAAGGCAAAGACGAAGACCACCAAGAAGCGCCCUCAGCGCGCCACUUCCAAUGUGUUUGCGAUGUUCGAUCAGUCGCAGAUCCAGGAAUUCAAGGAGGCCUUCAACAUGAUCGACCAGAACAGGGAUGGCUUCAUUGACAAAGAGGACCUGCACGACAUGCUCGCCUCCCUUGGAAAGAAUCCAACGGAUGAAUACCUGGAUGCCAUGAUGAAUGAGGCUCCGGGCCCCAUCAACUUCACCAUGUUCCUCACCAUGUUUGGUGAGAAGUUAAACGGCACCGACCCGGAGGAUGUAAUCAGGAAUGCUUUUGCUUGCUUUGAUGAAGAAGCAACAGGGUUCAUCCAAGAAGACUACCUGCGGGAGCUGCUGACCACCAUGGGAGACAGGUUCACAGAUGAAGAGGUGGAUGAGCUGUACAGAGAGGCCCCCAUCGACAAAAAGGGCAACUUCAACUACAUCGAGUUCACGCGCAUCCUCAAACAUGGAGCGAAGGACAAGGACGACUGAGCAAGUCCCUGGAUACAUGCAGAUAGCACCUUUCAUUUUUAAAUUUUUUUUUCUCACUAAUUUUAUUUCUCAGGAUCUGUUUUUUCCUUUUUUUCUGGUUUUCUGGGACCAUUUGUGCAUACAUUUUUAGCACUGCAGCUUCUUUCUCUGUGGAUCUUAAGGCUGCUCAGGCACCCCUGCACCUUUGUAAUAAGACUGGAAAGUGGCUGGGAGAGAGAGAACAGCUUACAGUGAUAGAUGUUGAAGGACAAAGAUCAGAGAAUGUGGAGGCCCGGGUAAAAAUGUCAGUGCUACUCAUCCUAGCUAGAUUAAUUUUACAUUUUUAAUGAUAAUUUUUCAAAUAAAUCACUGUCUACUAAAUGCAAAAUUAAAAUUUUCAUGCUAGAAGUAUAAUGUUUCUCUAAUGAUACCUGUAAAUAUUUUUGCAACUGUAUGCAGUCAUGUUGUUACCUAUUUUUGCCUUAAAAAUGAUGCAUAAGUCACUUAAGCAUACUGAUGUUUGUACUUCAGCAACUGAGUAUUUCACCUGCUACUGUGAGCGUACACAUGAAGAAGAAAUUCCCAUCCUUCAAAUUUUAGUGUAUUGUAAAUGAAUCAUUUCUGUCAGAAACUUGCACAUUAAACAUUUUAAAUCUUAA
This is a messenger RNA of Camarhynchus parvulus, 1352 nucleotides long. RefSeq names its product myosin regulatory light chain 2, smooth muscle minor isoform-like. NCBI's taxonomy places the organism in Eukaryota, Metazoa, Chordata, Aves, Passeriformes, Thraupidae. The coding region runs from base 196 to 714 and encodes 172 amino acids. Gene Ontology annotation, molecular function: calcium ion binding. The record is from RefSeq and is a predicted model, not a curated record. Gene Ontology annotation, cellular component: cytoplasm. The transcript has 4 exons.